Trypanosoma brucei brucei TREU927 is the source of this 2529-nucleotide messenger RNA. RefSeq lists its product as hypothetical. Lineage: Eukaryota; Euglenozoa; Kinetoplastea; Trypanosomatida; Trypanosomatidae. The record is from RefSeq and is a predicted model, not a curated record. The transcript has a single exon. Bases 1 to 2529 code for a protein of 842 amino acids.
AUGAACUGCGAACACGUUGCGUACACUACAUGUGCUAGUAAUGGAUGCGGUGUUCUCACCGCCAACACAUUUACACCACUUACACUCGUCGCCUGCUCCGUAGAGGUAGAGGUGCACGGCAACAGCGCCCGCCUUAAUGUACGCUACGAAUACAACAACUACACGGGGAAGGACCAACGAGUUAUUGCCGCAUAUCCGCUUCCCAUGUGGUGGGAUCUUAUGAGUUGCAGAGCUGACUAUGCAAAGGACUCCGUCGUUGGUGUCCACUGCGUCACCAUACCACUAAAUGUAGAGGUUUCGGAUGCGGCAGCAACUUCAUUUCCCAUACUUCCGGGACCGAAACCAGACGGUGUUGUGGCCAUUGUUGCAGCGCAGCGGUUGCCAUGGAUGAUUGGCUUGGGUAGCAGCGUGCUCAUUGGGGCUACGUAUGCAGUGCCUCUGAAUGCGCUGUGCAAGGCUGGUGAGUUCCGUAUGGUUCUUCCAAUGGAAUUAUUUCCUGACGCACCACCACCACCACCAUCAACGAUGGAGUAUGAGUCUUUGUUCGCUAUGAAGUGGCCAUCCAAACUUCCCAAAGGGCUAACCAUCGAUGUCAAAUGUAAAACAUUCACCCCGCUCGCGGGAACUGUGGAGUUGCGCCCAACAGGGGGUAAUGUUUGUGAUCCGGUUCCGGCGCAAGUGGAAAUCGUCGGUGAUAGUGGUUUCAGAUUGCAUUAUGAAGGACCGCUUGCUGCGCGUGUACGGGGUGGUUUUGAACUUUUUUGCCCUCUUUUCCGAACCAUCGAGCCACUACGCUUCUUUGUGGAGGUUGACAACGGAAGGGAGGUCUGUGACGACGACAGAUACGCCUUAACACUCGUGCUCACACCAGUAGUAGCUGAGCAGCUUAGCGCUACCGUCAAUGCCGAGUUGAUCUUUGUUGUUGAUUCUCACAGCAACUAUGCAUCGGCGUGCAUGUCCCAGGCUCUCCGGGUUGCCCUUUAUGGCGCUCCGGACAAAGCACCUGUGAAUAUUAUUCUAAUUACGGAGGAGAAUGAUAUAUGCUUGUGUCCAGGCGGCUCGACUCAAGUAAAUCAACUUGAUAUUGAUGGGUUAGCCGCGUUUGUUGCUCAAACACGGCCACAACGACCAAGUGUGGGUGUCUCACAUUUAAACAGAGUGAUGCGCUCGCUGGUAAACUCGGAGUCCACCGGCCCAUGUGGCCCCGUACCACGAGGGUUUGUUCGGCACAUUAUUGUUCUGUCAGAUGAGGGUACAAAAUCCCAUGCUGUGGAGGCUAUUUCGUUGGCUGCACACCAUCAACACAACAUGCGUUUCAGCGCUGUUGGCUUAAUUACCGCUGGCGGAGCCAAUGCAGCCGCAUUACAAUUACUCGCACAGGAAGGUGGUGGGGUGUAUUACGACGCAACGGACGCUGAAGAGUUGCAAGCGGUUCUCGCGCAAGUGGUGUCGCUCGUGGCUGUCCCGACGGUGACGGACGUCGAACUCCGUUUCAGAGAACCUGAAGUUCGCGUAGAAAGCAAACAACUACGGGCUAUACCGCAGGGUUUGCAGCAAUUUGUGCAGUGUUUUGUACCUGCUUCACUCGAAAACUUCCACGUUGUUGUAAUUGGUCGUAUUGGUUCCGCGUCUGUGGAGUAUACGGGCCAGGGAAGUUUGACUGAGGUGUUUUUAACUGCAUGUUCUGAACCACAGAAUGCUUUCUCAGUCGGGAUGCUCCACCUUUCGGCUGCGGCCUCUAGGAUACGUUAUCUCGUUGAAGGGCGCAGUUCUUUUACCUUGAAUAAAAGCGAGGUGCAAGAGGUUGGGCGGUACUCCGAGACGUACAUGCUACCAUCGCCGUUCACGGAAAUGAAGCAGAUACGACCCUCCGUGGGUGGAGGCGCACGCUCGCAAACAAUUCCGGGAGCAGCAGAUACGCCUAUUGUUGCAGCCGCGCGGUAUGUGCCGCGCCAUUGGCUUUAUGCUCAGUUCUUGCAGAGACUCUCAUGUCGUCGUCUCGCGGAGGGCCUCAUCGACUGCCGUCCGCAGCAACUGAGGCAGAAGAUCAGGCAACUGGAAGGCGCCACCACCAACGGCGACGCACCAAUUGUUCAACAGCACUCCAGUGCUUCUACUCUCGGAAAACCACGAACCACCAAGGAAUUCAUCCGCCACAUUUUGAUGGAUAUAGUCGAUUCGGUUCUUGCCACAAGUCUUUGCGUGCGGCGCAUUGCGGCCUUACAGGCACCGGAUGGUUCGUUUUCCCUUGACUCCAGGUUAGCCGUUUGUGUGGGUCUUCCGUGUGAUAGAAUGAAGUUAGACUCAUUAAUUGUAGAGGACAACGCGGGUGAGGAGCACUGUGAAGCACAGGACGUAUGCAAAGACAAGGAGCGACUAUGGGCGACGUCCCUGGUGGUCGUUUCUAUUGAGAAGCAACCAAGUGGCAUCGUAACACUCGCUUACCGGAAAGCAAUGUCUUUUAUUGAGAAUAAUGAUCCAAAAGGUGGGUUCAUAAAUCGUGCAAGGGAGGUCUUUGCCGGCGUGUAG